Messenger RNA from Jatropha curcas, 2645 nucleotides. It is a transcript of the gene PIN1, whose product is annotated as Auxin efflux carrier family protein. Gene Ontology annotation, cellular component: plasma membrane; endoplasmic reticulum. Gene Ontology annotation, molecular function: auxin efflux transmembrane transporter activity. Lineage: Eukaryota; Viridiplantae; Streptophyta; Magnoliopsida; Malpighiales; Euphorbiaceae. Gene Ontology annotation, biological process: auxin export across the plasma membrane; auxin polar transport. The record is from RefSeq and is a predicted model, not a curated record.
CCAAAAUGCUUUUCCUGCUACACUUUGUACCCCCAUGCCAUGUUAUUAAUCCUUAGAAGAUAGAGCCACCACCACACCAACUUUCUAUGCCAAAAUUUCAUCAAAAUUACAUAAAUACCACCCAUGUCCAAACACAACUCAAAACAAAAAGGAAAAAACAAAGAAAACUAAAAAAAAUUUAAAAGCAAGCAAACCCCUUUGCUUUGGGGACUGCAAGUGUGCAAGCUUGCUCGCAACUCUCAAAGCAAAGCUGUAUUCUGUAUAGUGCAAAAAGAAAUUCUGUUUAUUACUCUCUCACUUUCCCCCAAAACCCACAUGCUUUCCCAUUCUUAUCAUCACAUCCACCACCACCACCACCACGACCCUCACCACCAUCUCCAGCAGCAGACCCACUUCUCUACUCUUCAAGUUCAAGAUUUGCAAUAAUCUUUGGUUUUUAGAUAUUCAAGAAAUUAAGUAGCCACCUGCGAAGCAAAAAUGAUCACGUUAACAGAUUUUUACCAUGUAAUGACGGCAAUGGUGCCGCUAUACGUGGCUAUGAUUUUGGCUUAUGGGUCUGUAAAAUGGUGGAAAAUCUUUACUCCUGAUCAAUGUUCAGGAAUCAAUCGUUUUGUUGCUCUUUUUGCAGUCCCUCUUCUUUCUUUUCACUUUAUAUCUUCUAAUGACCCAUAUUCUAUGAACUUUCGUUUCAUAGCUGCUGAUACUCUACAAAAGAUCAUAGUUCUUGUAGUAUUAGCGCUUUGGACUAAGUUAAGCAAAAGGGGUUGUUUAGAAUGGACUAUUACACUAUUUUCACUUUCUACUCUUCCAAAUACUCUUGUUAUGGGUAUUCCUUUGCUUAAAGGAAUGUAUGGUGAAUUUUCUGGUAGUUUGAUGGUGCAAAUUGUUGUUCUUCAAUGUAUUAUUUGGUAUACUUUAAUGCUUUUCAUGUUUGAAUAUAGAGGUGCUAAAAUGCUUAUUUCUGAGCAGUUUCCAGACACUGCUGGUUCUAUUGUCUCCAUCCAUGUUGAUUCUGAUAUCAUGUCUCUUGAUGGAAGACAACCUUUAGAAACUGAAGCAGAAAUCAAAGAAGAUGGUAAAUUACAUGUUACUGUUAGAAAAUCUAAUGCCUCAAGAUCAGAUAUUUUCUCUAGAAGGUCUCAAGGCUUAUCUUCUACUACACCAAGACCAUCAAAUCUAACCAAUGCGGAGAUUUACUCUUUACAAUCAUCCAGAAACCCAACACCAAGAGGCUCUAGUUUUAAUCACACUGAUUUUUACUCAAUGAUGGCAGCUGGUAGAAACUCUAAUUUUGGUGCUUCAGAUGUUUACGGUCUGUCUGCUUCACGGGGACCAACACCCAGGCCAUCAAAUUAUGAAGAAGAUGGCGGUGGAUUGGGUAACAAGCCAAGGUUCCAUUACCACGCCGCCGCAGGGGCUGGGAUUGCAACCCAUUAUCCAGCUCCGAAUCCGGGCAUGUUUUCACCAACUGGGUCUAAAGGUGUUACUGCUAAUAAUGUUGGUGUAAAGAAACCCAAUGGUCAAGCUCAACAUAAAAGUGAAGAUGGCGGUGGUAGAGAUCUCCAUAUGUUUGUUUGGAGUUCUAGUGCUUCUCCUGUCUCGGAUGUGUUUGGUGGCCAUGAUUAUGGUUCCCAUGACCAGAAAGAUGUUAGAUUGGCUGUUUCUCCAGGAAAAGAAGGACAAAGAGAGAAUCAUCAUCAUCAAGAGGAGUACAUGGAAAGAGAAGAUUUCAGCUUUGGCAAUAGAGGAGUAGAAAGAGAAAUGAAUAAUCAUCAUCAAGGAGAGAAAGUUAUUGAUGAUGGAAAACCCAAAACUAUGCCUCCAACAAGUGUCAUGACAAGGCUUAUACUCAUAAUGGUUUGGAGAAAACUCAUUAGAAACCCAAACACUUACUCAAGCCUAAUUGGUCUCACUUGGUCUCUAGUUUCAUUUAGGUGGCAUGUAGAAAUGCCUGCCAUUGUAGCAAAGUCCAUUUCUAUUCUGUCAGAUGCAGGGCUUGGCAUGGCCAUGUUCAGUCUUGGUCUGUUCAUGGCUUUGCAACCGAGGAUCAUAGCAUGUGGAAAUUCCAUUGCAGCUUUUGCUAUGGCUGUGAGAUUCCUUACAGGUCCAGCUGUAAUGGCAGCUGCUUCUAUUGCUGUUGGCCUUAGAGGAACGCUCUUACACGUUGCAAUUGUCCAGGCAGCUUUACCACAAGGAAUUGUCCCCUUUGUCUUUGCCAAGGAAUAUAACGUGCACCCUGAUAUUCUUAGCACAGGUGUUAUAUUUGGGAUGCUAAUUGCAUUGCCCAUAACUCUUGUGUACUACAUUCUGUUGGGGUUGUGAAGUGGGUAAAGUGAUCACGACAUCUUGGAAUCCAUAGAAGCCAAUCAAGGAUGGAGAGAAGAAACCCAUGAAGAAUCUUUUUCUUGCAAAUUGUAUUUUUUUUUUCUUAGUAAAAGUUGUAAAAUCAAUGUUUCUAGUCAAAUUAUUAAGUCAAAAAAGAAAAAAAAAAAAGAUUUCUAGUUCUUAGUUUAUCUUGAAUCCCUAUUCCAAGAAUUUGUGCUAGUAAUGCAAUAGCAAAAGAAGGUAGUUCUUAGCUUUUUUGAAAGGCUAAAUUUAUUUAGGAAUUUGGCAAUUGGUAUGGAAAUGUUCUUUUGCUUCCAAUA